Myotis daubentonii (Daubenton's bat) is the source of this 1194-nucleotide messenger RNA. It is a transcript of the gene CDK5, whose product is annotated as cyclin dependent kinase 5. Lineage: Eukaryota; Metazoa; Chordata; Mammalia; Chiroptera; Vespertilionidae. Gene Ontology annotation, molecular function: ATP binding; cyclin-dependent protein serine/threonine kinase activity. Gene Ontology annotation, biological process: neuron apoptotic process; protein phosphorylation; axonogenesis. The record is from RefSeq and is a predicted model, not a curated record. Gene Ontology annotation, cellular component: nucleus; cytoplasm.
CAGAAGCUCAUGGGCAGGCGGGAGGGCGGGGCCGGGCUGGAGGCUGGGGUGCCGCCUCCUCUGCAUUGCCGGGGCCAGAAUAUUAAAACGGAGGGCCCACAAGGGUCCCCGAAGCGGCUGCGAUGCAGAAAUACGAGAAACUGGAGAAGAUUGGGGAAGGCACCUACGGAACCGUGUUCAAGGCCAAAAACCGGGAGACUCAUGAGAUCGUGGCCCUGAAACGGGUGAGGCUGGAUGACGAUGAUGAGGGAGUGCCGAGUUCUGCCCUUCGGGAAAUCUGCCUACUCAAAGAGCUGAAGCACAAGAACAUUGUCAGGCUCCAUGACGUCCUGCAUAGCGACAAGAAGUUGACUUUGGUUUUUGAGUUCUGUGACCAGGACCUUAAGAAAUAUUUUGACAGCUGCAAUGGUGAUCUAGAUCCUGAAAUUGUGAAGUCAUUCCUCUUCCAGCUGCUAAAAGGCCUGGGAUUUUGUCACAGCCGAAACGUGCUGCACAGGGACCUGAAGCCUCAGAAUCUGCUCAUAAACAGGAAUGGGGAGCUGAAAUUGGCUGAUUUCGGGUUGGCUCGAGCCUUUGGGAUCCCUGUUCGCUGUUACUCAGCUGAGGUGGUCACGCUGUGGUACCGCCCACCGGAUGUCCUCUUUGGGGCCAAGCUGUACUCCACGUCCAUUGACAUGUGGUCAGCCGGCUGCAUUUUUGCAGAGCUGGCCAAUGCAGGGAGGCCUCUCUUCCCCGGCAACGAUGUAGAUGACCAGUUGAAGAGGAUCUUCCGACUGCUGGGGACACCGACUGAGGAGCAAUGGCCCGCCAUGACCAAGCUGCCGGACUAUAAGCCCUACCCGAUGUACCCGGCCACAACCUCCCUGGUGAACGUCGUACCCAAACUCAAUGCCACAGGCAGGGACCUGCUGCAGAACCUCCUGAAGUGCAACCCCAUCCAGCGCAUCUCGGCAGAGGAGGCUCUGCAGCACCCCUACUUCUCCGACUUCUGCCCCCCCUAGGCUCUGGGACCCUGGGCCGCCAGGCUGGGGCCUGGCCUGUUUUCAGCCCCCUCCCGGGAGGGGAGGAAAGCAAGGACGCACAGUGUGCUGAGCUCCAGCUGUGCUGGGCCCACAAGGGUGGAGGCGCCCUCGCCUGGGUUCUCUCUCCCUCUACAGACUUUAUUUAAUUUCAUAAAUUGGCUCCUUUCCCACA